Messenger RNA from Scleropages formosus (Asian bonytongue), 1661 nucleotides. RefSeq names its product ethanolamine kinase 1-like. The transcript has 8 exons. The record is from RefSeq and is a predicted model, not a curated record. Gene Ontology annotation, molecular function: ethanolamine kinase activity. Gene Ontology annotation, cellular component: cytoplasm. The coding region runs from base 53 to 1132 and encodes 359 amino acids. Lineage: Eukaryota; Metazoa; Chordata; Actinopteri; Osteoglossiformes; Osteoglossidae. Gene Ontology annotation, biological process: phosphatidylethanolamine biosynthetic process.
CGGGCGAGCUCAGGUCCUGGACAGUCGGGUAGCAGGGGUGACGGUGACAGAAAUGGAGACCAGCAUGAACAGUCCAAGGAAGCCGCUCCUGCACCUGGAUGUAGCGGUGAAUGAAAAUGACCCCAGCAGUGGCAUCCUGGUGCUGCUGGGGAAGCUGAGGCCUCAGUGGAAGCCAGAGGACAUCAAAUUCAAGCUCUUUACCGAGGGCCUCACCAACCAGCUGCUGGGCUGCUACGUGGACCCGCCGCCUGGGGAAGUAGUCCUCGUGCGGAUCUACGGGAAGAAAACGGAGCUGUACGUGAACCGGGAGCGCGAGAUGGAGACUUUCCAGGUGCUCUAUGCGCACAACUGCGGCCCCCAGCUCUACUGUAGCUUCCAGAACGGCAUCUGCUAUGAGUUCAUCAGGGGGGAUGUGAUGGAUGAGCAGCUGCUCAGACAGCCCUGCAUAUACAGGCUGGUGGCACGGGAGAUGGCCAGGAUACACGCGAUCAGGCCUGAGAAAGAGCCAUCUGCACGGCCUGUCCUGUGGAAGAAGGUCUCCGAGCUCCUCUGCCUGGUGCAGGCAGUGCAGAGCGAGGUGCCGGCCUGCAGACAGUCCAGGCCGGCAUCAGAGGUGCCCCACUUUGACGUGCUGGCGAGGGAAGUCGAGGUGCUGAAGAAGCACCUCUCCGCAGUCAAGUCGCAGACCGUCCUCUGUCACAACGACCUCCUGAUCAAAAACAUCGUCUACAACGAGGCGGAAGGUUAUGUGCGAUUCAUCGACUAUGAGUACGCCGACUUCAACUACCAGGCGUACGACAUCGGCAACCAUUUCAACGAAUUUGCAGGUGUGAAUGAUGUCGAUUACAGCCUUUACCCGAGCCAAGAGUUGCAGAGGGACUGGCUCACCACCUACCUGCGGAGCUACAAGCAGUGCCUGGGCCUGGAGCCCAUCAUCUCCGACAAGGAGCUGCAAGAGCUCUAUGUGCAGGUCUGCAAGUUCUCCCUGGUCUCGCACUUCACAUGGGGUCUCUGGGCUCUUCUCCAGGACCACUAUUCCACAAUUGACUUUGACUUCCUGGGGUAUGCCAAGACGAGAUUCAAUUAUUACUUCAAAAAAAAGGGUGAUUACUUUGCCAUGAAACUUCCCUAAAGACCUGAGAAAAAACAAAACAAGUAACGUUGUGACUCUUUAGUAUCUUCAUUCAAAAGCGCAUGUAAAAAUGAACAGAAAUUUUCCAUCUAUCAUUGCCCACAUACUGCUUAUUUCUGACAUGACUUUUUAGUUAAGUUUUGAUUUCGUUUUUACUUUUAUUGAAUUCUGGAUUUCAACAAAUUCUUCAAGCAGCGAAGUUCCACAAAGUUUUACUUUAAAAACUGUUUUGGUGCACAGAAUCUCUUCUGCUCCUGAGAAAAACAUUAGAAACCAUAAGUUUUUUAUUUAAUUCCUUGGCUGAACUCCUCAGAUGUUUUUAUCCACAAUGAAACGCAAGAUAAACUUAUUUGGCAAAUUAGCAUGCUUUCCAAGCCAACAUCCCUUAAUUAUUUCCUUAUUUAACCAGGAAGUUUAAAGCCAUAAUAAUAAAGAUCUAUCAUAAAACCUUUAGAGUAAUUUUCAGGCAAAUGCAAACUUAAAACUAAAUGGAAAAAUAAAAAGCAUUGUAAUUUAGGUGGCUUUAAAA